AUUACAUUAAUUAAUUACAGGAGUGACGAUUCUGUUGUCUCUUAUGGUAUUCCUGUUACUGGUAGCAGAGACGAUGCCACCCACUUCUGACGCUGUUCCUUUGAUUGGUAUAUAUUUCUGCUGUAUCAUGAUCAUGUGUUCCAUGUCCAUGAUGUUCACAGUUAUCGUUCUUAAUUUCCAUUAUCGGGGACCAGAAACUCACAGUAUCCCUUCUUGGGUAAACGAAUGGAUCAACGGACGACUUGCCUGGCUACUAUUCAUGAAACGUCCAGGACAACAAAAACACAAACACACAAACGAUACGAUAGAGAGGACGCGUCUCCAUGACAUCGUGGUCCAAGAACGACAAUCGAGGUGUCUGCUAUCGGGACUAGAAUUUGAGGAUGAAAUCCGAAUGGAAAACGGAGCUGUCCCCAAACCCGGAGAUUCACCAUUCCUAAGCACAAAAUCAGACCUUUUAUCGAUUUUAAGAGAACUGAGAAAAAUUACAACGAGGUGUAAGAGAGAGGAGGAGGAAGUGAUAGUGCGGGGGGAGUGGCGGUUCGCUGCCAUGGUGAUUGACCGCCUUUGUCUCUGGAUUUGUGUGACCUUUACUGUAAUAUCUACUUUAGCUGUUCUGUUUUCCGCCCCGAAUUUAGUGACAACUUAAAGAUAUUUUACUACGUUAAGGAGAACAAUAUGAUAAUCUUUUUACACACUCAUUUUUACUUUGUAUUUUUUACAUUUUAUUUGAAAUAACC
Saccostrea cuccullata (small rock oyster) is the source of this 740-nucleotide messenger RNA. Its product is annotated as neuronal acetylcholine receptor subunit alpha-7-like. The transcript has 3 exons. Lineage: Eukaryota; Metazoa; Mollusca; Bivalvia; Ostreida; Ostreidae. The coding region runs from base 44 to 649 and encodes 201 amino acids. Gene Ontology annotation, cellular component: membrane. The record is from RefSeq and is a predicted model, not a curated record. Gene Ontology annotation, biological process: monoatomic ion transport.